CACUUCCUUGCGAAUUCACCGUACAGAUAGAUGGAUCACGAUUGUCACCCACUUUCUCCCUCAGCACCUACUACUUCCCCGCUUCCUCCUCCUUCUCCAGACGGCUUUCAGAGAAGUGCCCUUAAGUACAAGGAGGAUCAGAUAGCAAAAGGUGAAAACUCGAGAAAAAUGCUCAGAAAAAGAUCAAUGGAUGGUUUAUAUUUGGUUUUAAUUACGAAGCUGCUGCUAGAUUAUAUGCUGAAGCUGCUGAGUGUUACAAAAUGUCAAAAUCAUGUAAUUGGCAAGUUAUAUGAGGUUGAGCAAAAUAUUGAGAAAGCUCUUAUUAAUUUUGAGCGGGCUGCUGAUCUGUUUCAAAACGAGAAACUCUCCACAUUUAUUGCAAACGAUUGCAAGCAGAAGGUUGCACACUUUUCUGCUCAACUGGAGCAGUAUUCUAGGGAAAUUGCGAUGAAUGAAGAUUUAGCAAAACAGUCCCUCAACAAAAACCUCUCGAAGUCUAGUGUGAAAGGUUAUCUUCUCAAUGCUGGUCUUUGCCAACUCUUUAAAGCCGAUGCUGCUGCUGUAUCCAAUGCACUAGAGCACUAUGAGGAGUUGGACCCAACUUUUCCAGGAACACAUGAAUACAAGUUUUUGGCUUUUAUUUGUGGUUAGGCCCUGGAGUCCCUUGAUUGAGAGCUCAAUUGCAGAGAUGAAGUCCAUUCCGGUGUGGAUGUUGAUUUACAAAGUUCCUCUUCAUCUCUGGAACAACUUAGGGCUUGGUCCAAUAGCUAGUU
This is a messenger RNA of Papaver somniferum (opium poppy), 773 nucleotides long. RefSeq names its product alpha-soluble NSF attachment protein-like. NCBI's taxonomy places the organism in Eukaryota, Viridiplantae, Streptophyta, Magnoliopsida, Ranunculales, Papaveraceae. The transcript has 5 exons. The coding region runs from base 31 to 651 and encodes 206 amino acids. Gene Ontology annotation, biological process: intracellular protein transport; SNARE complex disassembly. Gene Ontology annotation, molecular function: soluble NSF attachment protein activity; syntaxin binding. The record is from RefSeq and is a predicted model, not a curated record. Gene Ontology annotation, cellular component: vacuolar membrane; SNARE complex.